AUGUCUCUCACCGCUGAGCAGCAGGAAAACUUUGAGGACAUCGAGAAGCAGUUCGCCGUCAAGGCUGUCCAGCACAUGACCACUUACUGGUCCAUUCUCGAGAAGGUCCCGGGCUCUAAGCUUCGCCUCACCAAGAUCGACGACGAGAUCUACGAGCAUUUCAAGAAGGAGUUCCCCGACUACGACCCCAAGGCCACCAUCAAUGAGGAUGAGAUGAAGAGUAAGACAGGCAAGGAGCGCUGGAGAAACUUCAUCAACCAAUACGAGAAGAAGGUUGACGACUUCAACUUUGGCACCCUCUUGCGCACCAACCCUGCUUUUGAGUACGGCCAGGACGAAACCAUCUUCGCUGUUCGUAUGCAGUUCUACGCACUUGAGAUCCUGAGAAAUCGCGAAGGUCUGAAUGACUGGGUUUACGAGAAGGCUCAAGGCCAGAAGGCAUCUUGA
Molecule: messenger RNA, 447 nt
Organism: Aureobasidium melanogenum CBS 110374
Lineage: Eukaryota; Fungi; Ascomycota; Dothideomycetes; Dothideales; Saccotheciaceae
Product: DUF757-domain-containing protein
Exons: 4
Coding region: 1-447 (148 amino acids)
Cellular component (GO): cytoplasm
Source: RefSeq, a predicted model, not a curated record